This is a messenger RNA of Apis florea (little honeybee), 692 nucleotides long. RefSeq names its product brain-specific homeobox (gene bsh). The record is from RefSeq and is a predicted model, not a curated record. Gene Ontology annotation, molecular function: DNA binding; DNA-binding transcription factor activity, RNA polymerase II-specific. Gene Ontology annotation, biological process: regulation of DNA-templated transcription. Lineage: Eukaryota; Metazoa; Arthropoda; Insecta; Hymenoptera; Apidae.
CUACGUGAGCUAUGUAAGGGUGCAAUCAGAAAGGAUCGAAGAUAAUAUAUUUUUGAUAAGAGAAAAAGAUGCAGUCGACUUGCCAGCAACAACAGGCCCAGCCAGGUCAGAACGGGACAUCGGCGAGCAGAACCUCGUUUCUGAUCGAGGACAUUUUGAGCCGUGGCACGGCACCCCCGCAUUCCCAUCACCAGCUUCACCACCAACACCUCACGUCCGCCCACGGGGUGCAGCAUCAACAGUACCAGCAAUUCGCCAGUUUGCUGCCCGGUUACCCUUCCGCACCACCCACGGCCACUUUCUUCCUGGGGCCGCUUUUCGGUAACACCGCGAUGGGGGUUGGAGUGGUGCCGGGAGUUACCGAACUCGCGGCCUUGAAGCACUGCCGCCGACGAAAGGCAAGAACAGUGUUCAGCGACCAACAAUUAGCGGGUUUGGAAGCUAGAUUCGAGGUGCAGAGGUACCUGAGCACGCCGGAAAGGGUCGAGCUUGCGGCGGCUCUUCACCUCUCCGAGACCCAAGUGAAAACGUGGUUUCAGAACAGGCGGAUGAAGCAUAAGAAACAAUUGAGGAAAUUGAACACCGGCGCGGGAAGCAAUGGAAAUCAGAAUUCCAAUCAGCAAUGCACCGGCCAAUCGGUUUCUGUUACAUCACCCGCCGGUAAGCCAUUGUAUAUUUACAUAUAUACAUAU